This is a messenger RNA of Cryptococcus amylolentus CBS 6039, 654 nucleotides long. RefSeq lists its product as hypothetical. The coding region runs from base 1 to 654 and encodes 217 amino acids. Lineage: Eukaryota; Fungi; Basidiomycota; Tremellomycetes; Tremellales; Cryptococcaceae. The transcript is spliced from 5 exons. The record is from RefSeq and is a predicted model, not a curated record.
AUGAUUGACGAAGAAAAGCUGGCCGAGGAAGCCACAAACUUCCUACAGCAACUCAAGUUCGACUGGGCUUCCGCAAAAGACCAGAACACGAGAAUCCAAGAACUUUUGGAAGAGCAGAGCAAGCGAUUCAAAGAAGUCUACAACAAGGUAUUGCAGCAAGAGGCGGCCAGCCACGUUUCCAGCAAGGUACUGCAGCAAGAGGCAGUCAUCCACCGGGGAGAUACCGAAGGACUCAUCACCCGUGUCUCACAGCUCGAAGCUACGUUGGCCAAUCUCUCGAACUCGCAGAAGCAAGAGGUCAGCAGAGAUCAAGAGCUCACCGAUGAGCUGGUCAGCCGCGUCGCGCAGCUUGGAAUUACCCUCGCCAAUCUCACGCUCCAGAAGACCCAGUCCGAGAUCCAUGUCGACGUCCACAUGUCGCCGCAGCAAUCUUCCAGCACCACCGCCGGCAACGUCCCUCCUCGACAUUCGCCUCACGAUGCGGGUAGCUCUGAUGGUCGUCCUCCGUCCUCUAUGUCUCUGAUACAAAAUCUGUAUCGGACCGCCAGCCUUCUAAUGUUUAUGCCAGACCAUCAUUUGAUGAAGGACGAUAUCGUGAGAACCUUCAAAGAAGCGAGGAGCAUGACCAUCUGGAGGCGUAUUCCGCAAGCCUAA